Molecule: messenger RNA, 2682 nt
Organism: Phytophthora infestans T30-4
Lineage: Eukaryota; Oomycota; Peronosporomycetes; Peronosporales; Peronosporaceae
Exons: 9
Coding region: 1-2682 (893 amino acids)
Biological process (GO): centriole elongation; cilium assembly
Cellular component (GO): centriole; centriolar satellite
Source: RefSeq, a predicted model, not a curated record
AUGCCGCAGGAGCUCACAGGUGCAUCUCUACCUCCUAAAGUGUCAGGCCACCAGCGUGGUAUUGUAACGCUUUGUGUGGCGCAUAUUCUUCCCAGUGCUGUGAGCUCCUCGCCGCUGCCGCGGGAGUCGCUUGUUCGCGUGCGUUGGUGGGGAGAGGAGGCGCCCGGGAGUCUCUUUCGACCGAGUCUUCUAUCAGGAGAUGGAGAAGCUCACACGGGGCCCUCGUACUCACCUCACCGAAUUAUUGCAAUGAAAUAUCCUGUAAACGUCCAGCCGGAGCAGCUUUUGGAAUAUUUCCACGACAUGGGACACUUGACUCUGGACGUGAUCGACCGAGACUCGCGGAGGAAAUUCGGAGAGUGCUGGUUACCUCUAGAUUUGCAUAGAGACAACCAGAACAGAGAGCUACUAGCUGAAGCUGACGCACAAGCCUUGGCCUCUCAAUGGGAAAAAGUGUUGACUGAUGACGGACGUCUGUCAAGCUCCGAGAACGACAGUGAAUUUGCCUUGUCUUCAAUCAGCUCCAACUCCAGCGCAGUGCAAGAGAACCAAGUUGGUGAGUCUGGCUCCGCCUUUUCAGUUUCUGGACUUGACCGACCUCAGCAGCGAGAAGUACAACAGAGGAUACAGCACCGAGAAGUGUUGAAGAACAGUAUGAGCGCUUACAAAUCCUUCCAGUUGGCGGUGAAACUUGAGGGCGUGUCGAAUAUCAUUGAAACUUGGCUUCAGCCUGCGAAGAAUGCCGAGCGUAGGCUUCUAGGCUUGUCAAAGGUGCCGUUGAAACAGCUAGCCGGGCUCUUCAGUGUGGACGGCAUCUUUCCCAUUGAGGACCCGUUCUCUGUGACCACCGCAAGAGGUGGACUGGACGUGCCUGGCUUCGACAGUAAAGUCGAUACGGACGAGAAGCACAUGGAGUCUUCAUCUGCAGAUCGGGAAGGCUACAACGAUGCAUCGGAGAACAGACCAGCGAUGCGCAAAAUUCGAUUUGACAUUCGUGAAAGCUGGCGAGCUGUGAUGCAGCAGAAGAGUAACCAGCAGCAUCGUGGGUGGAGUGCUUCCCCACUUUUGGGAUGCGAGAUGCAGGGACAAUUGAGUCAGGUUCUCUUUGCAUUACACGUGGAAAAUGGGUUCUUUGGAACGCAGUCGCGCGAGACUAUCAUGGGUGAGGCGAGGCUGAAUUUGUACGAAUCAUUUAAGAAGCGACUACCAAAGCGCCAGGACGUUGAUGUCGCUAUGGAGAAUUUCGAACUCCUCGUUCUGCCGCUGUCUCGACAGAUCGGCAUUUGCACCAAUCUUGCAAUGAAUACUCGGUGCCGUACUCAACACCUUCAGCGCGAUGCCUGCAUCCUCUGGAUCAACCACCGACGUCUCGCUCGCAGAUUUGUUGACACACAAGGCCGGGACAGUUUUCUUUCCGAAACAGAGAUGCCGCUUGACCAAAGCACUGGAUUAGAGCUCACGCAGCUGAGCCAAGCUGAUGCGGUAGACACUGUGGUGGAUCACAGUCUGGAACUCGAAGAUCUGUCGAGUAGCGAUGACCUUGUAUCAAUUGAGACCGCGAGAAUUGAGUAUGUUGAAAAGGCCGUUCAAGUGGAUCUACUCGAGUUGGAACUUCCAGUCGAGAUGGUGACUUGUGCGGUCCAGACUGCCCCAUUUGCAGCCUCGAACGAUGAAUGUAAUAGCAUCAUUUCUGAACGUAGCGAUGAUAAGAAACACCUUGACGAUCGCGAUGAGGAGGCGAAGACAACUGUCGACGUAGGCUGCGAUGCAGUGGAUAUUGCUAGUGAGAAUCAUUUCGAAUCGGAGGAAGCUGCACACCCGUCUUUGUCUUCUUCGAAGCAAGAACCGGAUGACGUAACGGCGGACGUGGAAACUGAAGAGAGCGUUGUUAAUUUGCCAAGUGAGACUUCGAGUAAGCCAGAAUCUGAUCCCAGGGAAGUGGAGCUACAGUCCGACGACAUUUCCUCUAGCAGUAGCUUUGUAUCCGACAUCGGCUUUGUGGACGAGGCCGUUCAAGCAGAUCCAUUCGAGUUGGGGCUUCAGGUAGAGAUGGUGGAUUGCUCGGUUCAGACUUCCUUUACUGUAGACUCUACGGUUCCUGAAGAAAGUGACGACGGAGCAAACCUUGGAGAUCGUGCCGAGGAGCAAAAGUCAACCGUUGAUGUUGGGUGCGACGCGAUUGGAUUCACGGACGAAAGUCAUGAUCAAUUGGAGGAAGACGAGUCCCAGAUUUUGGCGACUACGCCCUGCAAGAAUGACGAAACUGAGGGACUUGUUGUACCAAGCGCUCAAGAUCUCGUUGAUCGUAUGAGCAAGUCUCUCUCCGUCGAGCAACCGACACACACCACGUUACCAAACGAGAAACUGGACCUGAUGUAUGAAAUGCUGCGCGAGAUGCGUGGCAUAUACGUGCAACAGCCAGUAGUAGAGCCUAGUAUCGCGAAGCUAAAAGAGGUUUCUGAGGACCACAACCGUGUCACAGAGAAGAGCAAGUCGCUGGUGUACCAAACCAGAAAGAUCCGAGAUAAGCAUAGCAGUUGUCCCAGCUCUCCCAUUUCACGAGUCUCCAGUGCUCACCGUGAACGACCAACCCCCUUGGUCAAAGUGAGGAAACGAGUACUCACUCAUCUGCGCAUUCUCUUUUCGCGCAAGACUCGGAGACCGAGCGCAUCGCUCGAAUAA